This is a messenger RNA of Grammomys surdaster, 1537 nucleotides long. RefSeq names its product Src homology 2 domain containing transforming protein D (gene Shd). Gene Ontology annotation, molecular function: phosphotyrosine residue binding. NCBI's taxonomy places the organism in Eukaryota, Metazoa, Chordata, Mammalia, Rodentia, Muridae. Bases 277 to 1311 code for a protein of 344 amino acids. The transcript is spliced from 7 exons. The record is from RefSeq and is a predicted model, not a curated record.
GACGGACGCAGCGCGGACGACGCCUCCCACCCUGCGCCACCUCCUGCCGCGACCCUGCGCGAUGCUCAGGCCUCUCGCCCAAUCCCUGCCCGGCCCUGGUCCCAAGGGUGACUCGGUCCCCGUACCGGUGGCCUCGUCCUCGGGGACCCUCCAGGGUCCAGGUCUUGCUUCCUCCACCCCGGAGCCACAGAAAGUGUGAGGUCUGCAGUUCCAGGACAAGCUGCAGAGCUCGGCAUGGAGGCCCUUGUUUGACACCAGUAUAUUUUGGGGGCACCAAUGGCCAAGUGGCUCCGAGACUAUUUGAACUUGGGCAGCCGGAGGCCCCCUCCGCAGCCGCCCACCCCCGACUACACUGAGAGUGACAUCCUGCGGGCCUACCGCGAACAGAAGAACCUGGACUUCGAGGACCCCUAUGAGGAUUCCAAUGGCCGCCCCGAGCCAGAGAUCACCGGGUCCGGCGACCCCAAGUACAAUUCUCCCAGGCACCGGCUGAUCAAGGUGGAAGCUGCCGACAUGGCCAGGGCCAAGGCCCUGCUGGACAGCCCGGCGGAAGAGCAGCUGGAAGCAGACACUGAGUACUCAGACCCUUUUGAUGCCCAGCCUCAGCCACCAGCCCCCAACAAUGGGUACAUGGAGCCCUAUGAUUCCUGGAACGUCUCCAGUGAACAGCCAAGCAGAGCUGUCCAGCUUUAUGAUACUCCAUAUGAGGAACAGGAUACAAAACCAGAAGAUGGAGGGUCUUCAGGCCAGAGCUGGAGGCCCCUGGAGGAUGAGAGGCCAGAAGAUGAAUAUGACCAACCUUGGGAAUGGAAGAAAGAUCACAUCUCCAGAGCUUUCGCAGUGCAAUUUGAUGGUCCUGACUGGGAACGGACUCCACGCUCCACCAAGGAGCCCUGGAGACCACAGCCUUCAGAGCGCGUGGAUACAGCCCUGGCCCUGGAGAAGCAGCCGUGGUUUCAUGGACCCCUAAGCCGAGCAGAGGCUGAGAACCUUCUAUCUCUCUGCAAGGAAGGCAGCUACCUCGUGCGGCUCAGCGAGACCAGAGCUCAGGACUGCAUUCUGUCUCUCAGAAGCAACCAGGGUUCCAUGCACCUGAAAUUCGCGAGGACCCGGGAGAACCAGGUGGUACUAGGACAGCACAGUGGGCCCUUCCCCAGCGUGCCUGAGCUGGUCCUGCAUUACAGUGCCCGCCCACUGCCUGUGCAAGGUGUAGAGCACCUGGCCCUGCUCUAUCCUGUCACCAGCAGCCAGAGCUCUCAAGGACCCUGCACACUGGCUGCUAGGCCAGAGAGGGGACAGGGGGGCCCGUGACACACAGACUUCCUCCAAGCCACAUUUAAUGCCCUCUGGUGGGAUGCUACAGAUCAGGGCCUGUGAGCAUGCUUGGCAGUGAAGAAAGCCGCUACUGCCAGGCCUGCUGGGUUCAACCCCAGGAAUCCACAGAGUGGCAGCCAGGAGCUACAUGUUGUCCUCUGAUUUACAAACAAGUCACAUACCAUAAAUUAAUAAAUAAAUGUAAUAAAAGUUAAUCUUAAAA